CGUCUUUUCUGCAGCCAUUUUGAACCGGGAAAUUAACAGAACGAAACGUAGUAGUGACUUGAAUUUAUAAUUAUUGUAGUUUUUUUGAUGAAAACCCUAAUCUAAGUUGUGCAAAAUAAUCAUUCAAAAUGAGUGACAUCGACCCAACAAAAUUGAAAGUCGCAGAAUUGCGAGAAGAGCUAAAAGCAAGAGGUCUCGACACGAAAGGAGUAAAAGCGGUCCUCGCAAAAAGAUUGAUUGCAGCAAUCAAUGCUGAAGAGGGAAAUGAUGAUGCUGGAGAUGUAUCAGUUGGAGAUCUAGAUACAACCACUGAAGAAACAGAUACAAGUCUUCAAGAAACCCCCUCCAAAGCAAAAGCACCUCCUCCUGUUGUGGAACCAGAACCAGUUGUGGAACCGGAACCUAGUCCAGAGCCAGUACAAGAGGUUUCUGAGCCAGAACCUGUGCCUGAAGUAAAACCUGAACCUGUUCCAGAAGUGAAACCUGAACCUGUUGUUCCAAAGGCUGAAGUAAAGCCUACACCUGUUCCUAAAAAGGAGGUUAAGCCAGAACCUGUUGUCGAGAAGGAACCUGUUAAAACCGAAGAUGAGGCUAAGCCAGCUACAGAACAAAAGACAGAAGUUAAGGAAGAAGUUUCAGAACAGGCCUCUAAGGAAGAGCCAAUGGAGCAGGAAGAUGUCCAGAAUGGAAAUAAGGAAGAAUCAGCUGAAGCAGAUGACAAAUCUGACAGAAAUCGAAAGAGAAAGCGUUCCACAUCAAGAGAUAGAAGGCGAUCCAGGUCUGGUGAUAGACAUAGAUCUCGUUCUAAAGAAAGGGAAAGAAGACACAGUCCACCCAGAAAACCUGUAGAAAUGGACGAUGAUACAUGGGAAACAGGAACAGAUUUUAAACUCGACAGAUAUAAUUGUGAUUUAAAUCUUCGUGUUGAUGAUAAUGGUGUAAAAGCUCAACCCCUGUCAGUAGAGGGUUUCGCUUUCAUGUGGGCUGGUGCCAGAACUAUGUUUGGUGUAUCCAGUGGCAAAAUUGCUUAUGAAGUUAAGCUUCUAGAAAACCUGAAUGUUGAACAUUUACCUCAAGAGGAAAGUAAUCCUCAUGUAUUACGUGUUGGUUGGUCUGUUGACUCGACAACAUUACAAUUAGGAGAAGAAGCUCUAUCUUAUGGUUAUGGUGGAACAGCUAAAGCAUCUACAAACUGUGAAUUUAAAGAUUUUGGACAGACUUUUACUCAAGGAGAUGUUAUUACAACUUAUUUGGACCUAGAAAGUGAACCAGCAACUGUUUCCUAUUCUAAAAAUGGUGAAGAUCUUGGCACAUGCUUUGAAAUAGAAAAGGCUACAAUUGAAGGAAAACCAAUGUUUCCACAUAUUCUCACUAAAAACACAGAAUUUGAAUGUAACUUCGGUAAAAAGGAGGAGCCUUUCUUUCCAUUAAAAGAAGGUUUUGUGUUCAUUGAAGAAGUGAGUCAGGAAAACCGAGUCAGAGGAGCAGUUCCACCGGCUAAGAAAGAGGACUGUGAGAUGAUAAUGUUGGUUGGUCUACCUGGUGCAGGUAAAACAACAUGGGCUGCUAAACACACUGAACAAAACCCAGAUAAAAAAUACAAUAUAUUGGGUACCAAUAAUAUCAUUGAUAAAAUGAAGGUGAUGGGACUCCCAAGAAAGAGAAAUUAUUCAGGCCGAUGGGAUGUCCUCAUUGAUAUGUCGACAAAAUGUUUAAACAGAGCUAUUGAAAUAGCUGCUCGUAAGAAGAGAAAUUAUAUUCUUGAUCAGACAAAUGUGUAUGGCUCAGCCCGACGUCGUAAAAUGCAGCCAUUUGAAGGUUUUCAACGUAAAGCUGUAGUAAUUUUGCCAUCUGAUGAAGAUUUUAAAAGCCGUAUUGCCCAAAGAGAAAAGGAGGAAGGAAAAGACAUACCGGAAAAAGCAGUUCUCGAUAUGAAAGCUAAUUUUACUCUACCCGAGGAAGGUCAGUUGUUUGAUUCCGUGGAGUUUAUUGAACUGAAGAAAGAAGAAGCUGACAAAUUAACGGAAACGUACAGAAAGGAAGGUUUAGCAGCAAAUCCUGAACGACGCUGGAGAGAUAACAGAUGGUCAGGUGGUGGAGGAUAUCGGGAUAACAGACGUGGAGGUGGUGGAAGUUACUACGACAAAGAUCGAUAUAACAGAAAUAGUGGUUACCGUGACUACAGAUCUCGCAAUUCUUAUGGUAGCUAUGAUAGACGUAGUGGUGGUUAUGGCAGCUAUAACAGUGGUGGAGAUUAUAGAAAUGACAGAUACGAUAGAAACAGACAAGGCAGCUAUAAAUAUGAUAAAAGCAGUUCUGAUCGCAGGACUGAUAGUUACGGAAGCGGCUAUGGCAAAAGUCAGGGAUGGGGAAGUCAGCAAGGAUCAUGGGGUCAAGGUGGCUGGGGACAAGGAGGCUGGGGUCAGGGUUAUGGAAGUGGUUGGGGAGGUUACGGACAAACAGGGUCCGACUACAGUAACUGGAAUCAAGGUUGGGGACAUAAUUAUUGGCAGGGAUAUCCACAGAGCAGUCACACAACAAGCCAAGUUCCUGAUUACAGUCAAUGGUAUGGACAGUAUAACAACACAGGCAGCAGUGGUACAGCUCCACCAAAAUAAACUUUAAAAUACUGGACGUCCACCACCGUUGUUUAAUUGCCCAGUCUUCUCUCAAUGGCUACUAUUGAUAAUAAUUUAUGUGCUAUCGUAUUAGUUUAAAAUUGAAUGCAAUUCAUCAAUUAUUUAUAUAGUUAAUGACCUUGUUAUUUUGUCUAAGUUCCUUUUUGACGCAAUUUGACUUUCAUGGAUUUCUGGGUAUGGAUCCAGAAGUCAAGCAGUGUCCGUAAUGCUGUGGAUAAUAAAUGAAUUUUUAACCACAAGAUAUGGCACAAUUGAUUUGCCCAGUAAUUGAGCUUGACUGCAUAAAUAAGAACGUUACUAAUACUCGGUUACGUCAAGGGUAUAAUUACAAAACCCAGCCAUCAUAGAAUUACUAUUAACAUUAGCUAUCGAGGACGACUCUGUGACAGAAGACAACAUUGUGGGGUGUAGUCAGGUCUUUAACCUCAUCCAUGCACUUUAAAUAUAUAUAUAUAUAUAUUAUUACUACAUGAAGAACUAUAUUAAUUAUAAAAUGUUUUUAUUCCCGUAUCAUCUUGUACAGUUAGUUGUUUGUUCAUUUAUUGUAAAUCUUGUCAUUUUAUGUCGGUAUGACUCUUUAAGACCGACACAUCUCAUUUUUUUUAAUCACUCGUACACUUUAUUCUUUAUAAAAUUAUAAAUCGCAUUUAUUUUGUCGACGGUAACUACGGUCGUUUCACGGUUCGUAUAUUUUGCAAUUGAAAUAAGUUUGAACUUCUUUAGAUCCGGUUCUUGUGGUGAUAAUAUAAUAAAUCACUCAUAUAUGCUUGACUUUAACUAAAUUUAUUACAUCUUAGUUGGUAAAUUGGUCAUUUGUACAGUUCUAGAAUAAUCUCUAGAGGAGUAAUCUAUAAUAUUAUUGCAUGUGUACAGAUCAAAUCAUUUGUUCAUAUGCUACUUGAGAAAUGUUGGUGCAACUGCAACUUUUUCAUCAGAGUAACUAAAUAGGUCUUUUCAUGGAUCCAUAGUGAAAUGAACAAAUUUUAAAUCAGCAUUUAAUUUGAUAUAGUAAUUUUGACGAUAGUGCUGACUUUACAGGACAACUUGAUAUAUUAAUAAUCUCAUAGGGUAUAUAUAUAUAUCAAAAAAUCGCACUCUAAUCUUUUUGAUUCAUAGAAAUUGUGUACAUGUAUAUAUUUCACAAUGGUCAUUGGUAUGAUUUUUCUUGUGUAAACAGAUUUUAAACACUAAUAACUGAAUAAUGUUGAUGUGUACAUUUCUCGUAAUAUCAAAUUAGUCAAUUUUAUGACUAGAUCAUUUACAGUGCUUCAUAUUUUUUAUUGAUUAUUUGUUGUGAAAAAUUUUUCAUUCAUUUUAGAAACAUCUGUGAGUGAAUCUUCUAAACUAUGUUUUUGGCAACACGAAAAAAUAUAUACGAUCAUAAUGUCUUUAUGUGGCUAGAAGUUCUUUUUCAUACAUCAUUACUAGAAAUUAAAAUAUUAAAGGCCUAAAUUCAAGUAAAAUGUUUAAAAAUGACGAACGAUUGAGUGCAGACUGACAUUGCUUUUUUUUUUUCUGUCUAUUCUUGAUGUCUGCAGCUCAUUUCUUGAAUCUUGGAAGUUAGCAUGUUGCCAAGAAUAUAAUUUUGAGCCGAUUAUAUUGGUUUGUGAAUACUGAUUUGAUAUGAUAUAGAUAUAGUCUAAUAUUUGUUAUAUUUAAUCUGUUGAAUAGAAGAUAUGACAAUAUAAUAGUACCACAAACCAUUAA
This is a messenger RNA of Patella vulgata (common limpet), 4346 nucleotides long. Its product is annotated as heterogeneous nuclear ribonucleoprotein U-like protein 1. Gene Ontology annotation, molecular function: protein binding. The record is from RefSeq and is a predicted model, not a curated record. NCBI's taxonomy places the organism in Eukaryota, Metazoa, Mollusca, Gastropoda, Patellidae. Bases 129 to 2618 code for a protein of 829 amino acids. The transcript has 18 exons.